This is a messenger RNA of Bactrocera latifrons, 2411 nucleotides long. RefSeq lists its product as uncharacterized. The transcript has 3 exons. Lineage: Eukaryota; Metazoa; Arthropoda; Insecta; Diptera; Tephritidae. Bases 336 to 1301 code for a protein of 321 amino acids. The record is from RefSeq and is a predicted model, not a curated record.
UUCGUGAAGAGCGUACGCGUUCAUUGUAUUCGAGAGGUAAAUUGUUGGCGUAACAUGCUUAAUGCGAUUUUGCGCUAGUACACUUAAUUGAAAACGGUGUUGCAGCUUGCUGACUUGUCGCAGAAAGAUGUGUGUUUGAAAAGUGGAAAGCAAUUAAAACAAGCAUAAAUUUAAAUUUUUCUGCAAUAAAAACUGAAAUAACCACAAAGAGAAAAUUAAAUAACAGAAAGACGAAAAUUCGUACAACAUUUUAUCUUCGGGGUGCGAAUUAGCUCUGCUCCCGCUUGUUACUUGUGACUUUUCAUUUCAUUCAAAUACUUUUACGAGUAAUUAAAAUGGUAUUUCAAAAACAAUACUUCAUCAUCGGCCUGUGUUUGCUUUUGCACUCGGCAGUUACCGUCACAUCCUCCAAAGCCGAUGUUAAGGAAGCUGUAAAGGAGCCGCAAGAUGCAAAGAAAGCUGAAUUCCCCGAAGAGGAUGCUGAUAUGCUCAUGGAACCAAAUGACUUCACCCCAGUUACAGUUUUGCGCUCACAGGAACAACAAUUCCACGUACCACCCACCUACCAGUUUCGCCCAUUACCACCCAAUCCUCAUGUCGUGGCACGUUCCGAUGUACAUCCCAACAUACCGCAGCCAACGCCUGUUGACUCACACACGCAAGCUGCACAAAACUACUACCCACCUUUCUUCCGUGAGGCGCCACCACUGGGCCAUUCACGCCCCUACUUCCCCAUACCCGAUAGCCCAGUGAUACCGAAAUUUGCUGCGCCACAUCCCGAACAAGUGCCACUAGGACCAACACAACGCAGCUUUGAUCCCACCAUUUUGGGUUCCGGCGACUUUGGCGUGCUGCGCGGCGGCACCUUCUACCCCGAAGAGGAAAUGCCUUAUCACACCGAUGAUAAUAGCGAUUUCAAUCAAUACUACGGCGAUGCGAAUGGACACGGGCGCCCCUCGAACGAGGAAUUCGUGCAGAAGUAUACAUACCCCGAAGAACAAUUUGCCGAUUUCCGUGACUUUGCCGAUAUAAAUACGCCGGCCGAUUCGGCGUUUUCACAAUUUGUUGUUGUUUAUGCGGCGAAAAAUUCAACCAAACCAAGUACACAUCCACGACCGAAGAACAUCUUUGAGCAAUUGGAGCUGCUUGAUCGCGAGAAGGAGCAAGAGGAGAAGGAGGAAAAGAAGCGACGAGCGAGCAAAUCCAAAUCGAAGCUCUCCAAAACGAAGUUGCAAAAGAAGUAUAAGAAGAAGACGAGUCCCAAAGAUCUGGACUAUGAGCCGCUCUUGGCCUUAAGUUAAGCUGUUAGUGGUAGGGGUGGUUAAGCAAAUUGUAGUAUAUGACAUUAUUUAUAAAUUAAGUGAAAGAUGGCAAUACAGCUAAACAAAAACUACGAAAGUAAGAAAUAAAUUUGGCGGAGUACAUGCCGUAGAGCAUGAAACCGUUAAGGCGAGCGUGGCAGUUAUCAUAAUCAUUAUUUUCUCUCCUUUCAAAGCAUUCACUGUACAAAAUAGUUUCACAAUUGUUGUUCGGUUCGAAAUGGCGUGCGCAUUUAAAGUUGGAUGCUGGUUGUAAAAAAAAUUAAGUUUUAAAACCACUUAGUGUCGGCUAAGGCCUUAGUUUAGGACUAAUCAUUUGAUGAAACUUGCUCACUGCCGAAAAUGUAUUUAUCACACAUUCACUUUGCAUCGUAUUUUACAUUACUUGAAACCUUUUCAGUAUAGCUGAGCUCAAAUAUAGUUACAUAAUAUGUAUUUCAUACGUUUAUUGCUCACAAUUUUCAAGGAGCUUUCAUUUUAGAAGCAUAUCAAAGCAACGCUAUGCACGAAAGCUCCGUUUACAACAAUGCCAAGAAAUUAGUUUAUUUUCCAAUAACGGAUUAUUUUCAUAAGCAAUGAUUUCUUCUUCUUCACUGGAAACUUUAACCUAUCAACUUAUUUAUCAAAAUUUUGUUCCACACAACUUUUACAAAAGUCAAACAACCUCUACAAAAUUAAAAAAAAUAAAUUCGAAAUAUUUCUUUUUAGAAUUUCAUGCAUUUUUGUCAUACAUACGUUUACAUUAAUUACACAAAAAAAAAUUUUUUUUUGAAUAUUGUGUUGAAAUUUAUAAAUUAUGAAAAAUUAAUUUAGUUUUUACGUUUUCAUUUCACUCUCAUCCAUUCGUUCCAUAACUAAAAUAGGUUUAAACAGGUAAUUUAAAAACACAUUACAUUGCACUUUGCUCAAGAUUGCUUGCACAGUUGUUAGCAUUUAUAUGAAUUAUUUUAUUUACUUUCAUUAUUAAUUAUUUUAUUUACUCUCAUUUUUAUUUUUAGUAAAAAACAAAUCUACAAAUUAUAUUUUAUUCAAAAAUUAUUUAACUUUUUUCUUUUGUACUUUUGGUAUAAACGAUAUCUGAAAAUCUUCAUU